AUGAUGACAUCUCCAAACUUUGUCUUCUAUCUGACGUGUUUGUUUUGGGGGAAAAUGGCUCAUAUGACUGAUCUGAAAUGGUCCUCAUCUGUUCGUCAAGAAAGACGUUUUGUAUCAGCUAAUGCCGGAGACACGGUGACUUUGCAAUGUUUCUAUGAAGGUGAUAAAUCAGCAUGGCUUUACUGGUACAAACAAACUCUGGGACAGAAACUGAUGCUCAUCCUGUCAAAGUAUGCAUACGAUACAAAAAUCUCUUUUUCUAAUGAAUUCAAGAACAAUCCACACUUCAGCGCAAACAGUGAAAACAGUGUAAAUAACUUGACAAUUUCUGAUUUGCAAAUAUCAGACUCAGCUACUUAUUUCUGUGCAACUGGCUCUACGUUUAAUUUUAAAUUUGCAGAAGGGACUAUUAUCCAUGUAAAGGGUUCAGGUUUGAAUGUUUCAGCUUUUAUCCGUCAGUCAGCUUCUGAGACCGUCCAGCCAGGAGGCUCUGUGACUCUGAACUGUACAGUCCACACUGGGACCUGUGAGGGAGAACACAGUGUUUACUGGUUCAAGAACUCUGAGAAAUCUUAUCCAGGACUCAUUUACACACAUGGAGGCAGGAAUGAUCAGUGUGAGAGGAACACACAGACACAAACCUGUGUCUACAACCUGCCAAUGAAGAGCCUGAAUCUGUCUCAUGCUGGGACCUACUACUGUGCUGUUGCAUCAUGUGGACACAUACUGUUUGGAAACGGGACCAAGCUGGACUUUAAGGAGGAGGUGCAUCCUUUAUUCUUGGUGUAUUUCCUGAGUGGAGCUUUGACUUUAACCACCAUCCUGGUUGUGUUACUGGCUCUCUCAUUGUACAAGAUGACCAAGAGAAACAGCUGCCAAUGUACAGAUUCUCAAGACAGAUUCACAGCUCCCUCCACUACAAAUGCAGAGAGUUACAGAAAUGGAGACGACCUCCAUUAUGCUGCUUUGAGUGUAAACCUGCCCAACAGAUCCAGAAGACAGAGGAGCAACACCAAUGAUGAAUGUGUUUACUCUGGUGUGAAGCAGUAGAACUGGACAUGUAACAUCUCUGUAUUUUAAAUACUGGAUUUUGUCGUAUAUCAAGUGUGAUGUAGAUUAAAUUGUAGAAUUUCGUCACAUUUAUGCCAAAUCCCAACAUUCAGCUUGAUGCAGAAAGAAGUGUGGCCUUAUAUAGUAGGGUGAGAUUUGUUUUCAUUUUUUAUACUGUGAUAUUAAUUGUUUUUUUAAUGUAUUGGUUUAAUGUUUUGAUGUAAUUAUAGAGCUUCUGCACAACCCAUUUACCCUUGGGUACGAAUAAAAGAAAACUUAUAUUAUGGUGUAUGAGUUGGGGUGGUGAUUGCUUGUCGUGCAUCAGAUUUUCAUGCAUGAGUUUUUUAAUCUGACCUGUACGUCCCAAUGUCCACAAAGAAAGCAUGUG
Molecule: messenger RNA, 1438 nt
Organism: Centropristis striata (black sea bass)
Lineage: Eukaryota; Metazoa; Chordata; Actinopteri; Perciformes; Serranidae
Exons: 5
Coding region: 1-1050 (349 amino acids)
Biological process (GO): response to bacterium
Source: RefSeq, a predicted model, not a curated record